Grus americana (Whooping crane) is the source of this 7264-nucleotide messenger RNA. It is a transcript of the gene DCUN1D2, whose product is annotated as defective in cullin neddylation 1 domain containing 2. The transcript has 7 exons. The record is from RefSeq and is a predicted model, not a curated record. The coding region runs from base 1355 to 2089 and encodes 244 amino acids. Gene Ontology annotation, cellular component: ubiquitin ligase complex. Gene Ontology annotation, molecular function: ubiquitin-like protein binding; cullin family protein binding; ubiquitin conjugating enzyme binding. NCBI's taxonomy places the organism in Eukaryota, Metazoa, Chordata, Aves, Gruiformes, Gruidae. Gene Ontology annotation, biological process: protein neddylation; positive regulation of ubiquitin-protein transferase activity.
CCGCUCCGCCUUCCGGCACCGGGCGGGUCCCUCCCGCCGGCUUCCCCCCCCCCCCCCCGCAGCUUCUCGCCCCGGGACGCGGCAGGUGCAGCGGCGGCAGCCGGAGGCGGCGCUGGGAAAGGACCGUCUGUAGCCAAGAUGUCACCAUCCAUAUGUGUACAAGAGAUAACAAGUAGACUGAAAGAUGGUCCUACGCUUCCUGAUUCAGAAUUCAGUUUUUCCCCCCUGAUAUUUUAAGAGACCAUCAAAUUUUCUGUUAUGCCUGAUGAUUUAAGCAGUAGUGACGAACUUAGACAAAUUUCUCAGCUUAAUUGUUGGCCCAGAACGUGUGUUAAGUAUCAUUUAACAAAAUUGGAAAGUAUCAGAAUAUAAUAAAAACCGGUUUGAUUUAAGCUAUCUCCUUCUUCUUCCAAUUUCAUGUAAAGAAUAAUGUCGAACUAUGUUAACAGCAAUUUUUUUUCCUAUAAAAUCCUUAUUCCCACCUCUUGGGUUUUCCAGAAGGUUAGGGAUGUUGUGUAGAUAUGGGUGCUGCAAUUAGCUGCCAUUAAGAGAAACAUCUCAUUGACUCCUGUAUACCACUAUAAUAAGCAGUUUUGUUGUUUAACGUAUUAAUAGUAUAGACAUAUUUUUCAGAGGUAAUUAAACUUUUAGAACACAUUUACAGCAACUUUAUAGUCUCACUGUAACAAUCAGCAAAUCUCUGACGUGUCUGCUUUAUAUGUUUUCUUUUUGUCUUAUGUCUUCUGUUGGCAAUGGUUUCUAACAUAAAAAUGCGAGAAAUGCUUCUACCUUUUUCAGCUGAUCACUUAAAAUGAUUAAACUUUGCAUCGUUCAUUGUUGCUAGGAAAAUGUUAGGAAAACUGUUGAGCUGUUUUUCUCUGUGUAUGGAGUACUUAUACAGAAUCUGAGAAUCUAUAAGUUGUGCCUUUGUAAUUUCUGGUUUGUAUAACCGCUAGGCAUAUUUUUCAGAAGAUAACCAUAUUGUUGCAUGACGAAACUUGUGUUUACUGCUGUUGCAGAACAGAAAAACUUAUGCAUAUGUGAGCAAUAAAGCAGAAAUACAAAUUUAUUACUGCUAGAAUACAUGCUGCUAAAAAUGUGUAUAUAUAGAUGCUGUCAUUUCAAUUUUCAGAAGAAAAUGCUGUCUUUUUAACUGCAGAAGAACAAGGCUUUGUCUUCCUGUAAUUCUGAAGUGAAAGUUGUCAUCAACAAGAAAGCUAAAACCUUUUAAAGAUAGGUAUUAGUAGUAAAAUGCUGAAACAAACUUCUGGAUUAGCUUCAUUGGCUUUCCUGCUUCUUUUGCAUCCCAAAGCAUAAGCUUAAAUCGUCUCAGAAGGACAAGGUCCGCCAGUUUAUGGCAUUUACCCAGGCUGGUGAAAGGACUGCUAUAUACUGCUUAAUGCAGAAUGAAUGGAAACUAGAAGUGGCAACAGACAACUACUUCCAGAACCCAGACUUGUACUACAAAGAAUCCAUGAAAAAUUCAGUAGACAGGAAGAAAUUAGAACAAUUGUAUAAUCGAUACAAAGACCCACAAGAUGAAAAUAAAAUUGGCAUUGACGGGAUUCAACAGUUCUGUGAUGAUUUAAGCCUGGACCCUGCCAGUAUCAGUGUUCUGGUUGUAGCGUGGAAGUUCAGGGCAGCUACUCAAUGUGAAUUCAGUAAAAAGGAAUUUGUGGAUGGCAUGACAGAGUUGGGGUGUGACACCACAGAAAAAUUAAAAGCUUUAUUGCCAAGACUGGAACAAGAGCUAAAGGAUCCAACAAAGUUCAAAGAUUUUUAUCAGUUUACUUUUAACUUUGCUAAAAACCCUGGACAAAAAGGUCUAGAUCUAGAAAUGGCAAUUGCAUAUUGGAAUUUAGUCUUGUCAGGAAGGUUUAAAUUUCUAGAUCUUUGGAAUAAAUUUUUGUUGGAACAUCAUAAAAGAUCAAUUCCAAAAGAUACUUGGAAUCUUUUGUUAGAUUUUGGAAAUAUGAUUGCAGAUGAUAUGUCCAACUAUGAUGAAGAAGGAGCAUGGCCUGUUCUUAUAGAUGAUUUUGUGGAAUACGCACGACCAGUAGUCACAGGAGGAAAACGUAAAACUUCCUAACCCCAGACUUGUCAAUAUGGACUAAACGUGCGCUCUGAACUGCAUUAGGUAAUGAAGAUUUGGUGACUGAUAACUGUGCACGUUGUUGCUGGUUUCAGUGGUUGUGAUGAGAUUCUGCAGACAAAACCGAAAUUCUUCCUUUCUGUCCAAAGAAAAUGAUGGCUGACUUGUGGACACUUGAAGAACAAACUCAGAAGAUAGUCCAGGCUGUUUGUAGGCUAUUGGCUUCAAUUAUUGUACUGGUUGUAUCAUAUAGGAUGUAGAUUUUUGCAUGAUUUUAUACUUUGGAGAAGUUUAACUAGAGGCCAUUUUAUUAAAGUUUUGACAGCACAGCAUGCCAUUCAGUUCAUGAUCCGAAGUGAACACCAGCAGUUACAUAAAUAAAACUGUAUUAUAUUGUACUUAUAUUAAAAGCAGUAUUUGUGGUAUAUAAAUUAAAUCCCUAAAUAAAACUUAUUGCAGUAUGUUGUAUUUUUAUAAAAGCUAGUUAAAAGUUCCGUGGAUCUGUCCUGAUAUGGAAUUGUAGCAAAACAAAAAACACUUAUGCUUUUUUAUUUUUACUUGUUGCUAAAAUUUUCAAUUUAUAUUUUUAAGUCCUAGAUAUAUAGAUUGAUUGCAUCCAGCCUUUUGUUUUCUCCCAGUGAGAUUAACUUCCUCAUUAUUCUUCUUGAAGUGCUUGGCCAUGUAACAGUAGUGUUGCUGAGGAAGGGCUGCUGCUCUAUGCUGUGUUGCAACUCCAGCUUUUUUUUUAAUUAACCAUUUUAAAGUAGACAUUAAAUAACCAAAGAUGCUUUUACAAUUCAUGUUUGAAGACUGACUGAAUUAUGCUACUCAAUUAUGUGUUUUACUGACUUUAUUUUAAAUAAUGAACUGGUGGAAUGUAAAUUUUCUUUGUAGCUUGAAACAUAUCAAAAAAGCUAGCUAAAUGCAACAUGGAUAUAAAUGCAAUUCCUGGCCUGUCUCACAGAAAAUGAAUGUGAAUAAGCCCAGAGACUUCACUAAUUGGCUUCCACUUUAGAGAAAUAGUGAGGGGUAAGAAGAUUUUAUAUUGAUGAUGAUAAGUAUUCAUGCCUCUGGAUGUAUUGUGCAUUCAGUAACAUUUAUUUAAGGGAAAAAAGAGUAAAUUAAUGCAGUAUCAUUGAUCUCAAAGCUAGUGGAAUUGGACCAGUUUUCACCAAAUCUGGAUUUGGUUUAGUCAUUUGCUUCUCCCCCUUCACUGGCCAUUGAUUAUAAAGUGUGCAAGGGUCCGUCUCCUCUUUCUCAACAGUGUCUUCCAAUGCCUAAGCACAAAAAAAGUUUUACUAGAAACUAUCCAACACGUCUUCACAUAGGGCUCUCUUAAACGCUACCUCAUCAAAAUUAGUUUGUCAUAGCCACUGUAAAAGUUUGUUGAAGAGUACAGCUAUGAUUAAUAUAUUUUCUGUAAUUAGAGCUAAAUAUCUGCAAGAAUUUUGGAGAAAAUAGUGCAUUAAGCUAUGUAACAUAUCUCUUUGGAUCACAUGAGAUAAUGUAAGUAUUGCAUGACAGCAUACUAUUUUGUUUUGUAGUUGUGAGGGUAUAAAAGCUUACAAUAUUCUCUUAAACUCUAAUAUUUAGAGUUCUGUACAAGCAGGCAGCUUUCACUUACGUCAGUGCAGCCUAGAAGAGCAAAUGUACGUGCUGCGUACAGAGAGACUACCUUCAUUCUUCCACUCAAGAGGAUUUUAGUUGUGCAUGAUGUCUUAAAAAACAGGAUUAGGACAAAUUUGAACAAAUUAGCAAAUUUUCUGUUAAUAAGAAUAUAGCAGGUGAGUUACAAAUGCCCCAUGGGUGAUUUAUUAGGAGUAGUUUGGUUUACCCUACGCAGUGUUUGUAAAUGUCAGAUCUUGCACGGCAGCCACUAGAUGUCAGGGUCUCAGCCUUCAGCUGCCUCUCUCUUCUGCGUAGUGUUAGGGAGUAAUGUUAAGCCAAAUCAUUACAUUGUCACUACAUCUUUUUAGAAAAGCAUUUGUGUACAUAAGUCCAGGUAUUCCACAGAAGUGAACAGAGAUGUAAUAAACAGCCUUAUGCUCUUUUUAAUGCAUUUGAUUUAGCUACUCUUCCUUCCCCAAACUAGUUAUCUAUAUAGAAUAUAUAGAUAGAUAUGUCUAUAUGAAGUCCUGUAGGCUUUGGGGAAUGCAUAACAUCUCAUAAAACCAAGUGCAUUUAUCCAGCCAAAAGCAGUGGAAUGCUUGUUAUUCACACAAUUGCCACUUAAAAUAUAUAGCUAUCAUAUAACUGACCAGAAGUAGUUUAAUCUGUUGGUAUGUGAUGUAAUUGAAUACUUCCAUGGCGCUAAAGCUUGUGGAUCAUUUGUUUGUGCUGAGAACUCCCUCAAAUCAACCUGAUGACCCUUUUAUCUUUUAAAAUAAAUAGAGUCUAAAAAAAAUGCACGUGGGUUGAGGGUUUUUGCCUUGUUAGUCUGAGGAAGAAGGAAGGUGCUUAGCGCAGUAUUAAAUUCCUGUAAAUACACACUUAUGCACUUACUCUUAAGCCUCAUUCCUGUGAAGAUCCUUCAUGGAAGACACCUCCAACAGAGGAAGACUAGGCAAAAUACUGUCAAGAUAAGAGUUGCUUCUUAUCAGCCAGCUUCCUAGAUGUAGUAUGCUUUUUCUUCUUCUUUUGCUCUUCCUUGUCUUCUACCCAUUCGAUGCAAUGUAUGCAUUUUACAUUCCCCUAAGUCAUAGUAUAUAGUAACAUCUUCACACUUGAAUGAUCAUAACAAUAAAUGCAAAUAAACUGCUUUCACAUGAUAACUUCCUCGUGUAUUUUAAUAAUUUGCUAGUCAACAGUUCCACUUUGCAGGGCGCUCUUGACUUGCUUUUUUAGGUGAACCGGUACAGUGGUAACACCUAGGCUGGUCAAUUUAUAAUCAUACACGGUACAGAUGUCUUCAAGUUGUUCAGUGCAUACAGUAUUAGUUCCUAGAUAUGCUGUAUGUAUUUUUAAACUUAGUGCCAAGUUGUUUGGUUUUACAUCCUAGAGUGUUUGAAACCGAGCCAUAGGAUUUAUGCUUGCCAAUUCUAAAUUUAAAUGUAAUUUAUCAUGUAUGUCAUGCCAAGGAGAGCAAACCUGCAGGCAUCUGCUCAUUCAAUGCACCUGAGAGAUUUGCUGCUAAGUAAGCUGUACGUGUGUAAAUUUUGUGGCAAUGGAAAAAGGAAUAAAUGGUCUGUAAACAUAAAGGAUUGAAGUCGGUUAUGUGAGAUGUCUGUAUGGUCUUUGUCCACUUUCUGCUUUGGAAGCCUUGGAGAGGCCAGGGGGGUUUGUUGGUUUUGGGUCAAUUUAUUAGGUUCUUGCAUUAUUAUCGCAUCAGUCAGAAGAGGGCAAGGAUGUAACUCAUGAAUUUUUGAGCACUUAUAAUAAAUGUCUGUUUCGCUCAUCUGUGCCACCUUGAAGCUUUUAAGAAGCUCUCUGUGUUUAGCUGCAGUGCUGCAUCCACUACACGUACCUGCUAGCCACCAAACUCUGCAAUUCAUGUCCUUAGUUUGUACUGGCAAGGAGAGGUGUAAUUGCAGGGAAAGUCUUGCUCAGUCCUAAGCUCUGAGCUCUGUAGGAGAAGCAGCACGCUCAGAAGUCUCUGCAAAGCCCUUCGGAGGUAUGUAUUCAACUGUCCUUAAUUCUCUUCUGGAAGUUUAAAUCCAAAUAAAUGAGUUGUCCUCUGUACUCUCCCAGCUGGCAUCGCUCUCCAGGGGUUUCACCAACCACUGGCCGCUUUGGUAUCACACGAGUCCGUCUUCCUUCUCCUGUAAGAGCGAAACUGCUGAUGCUGGUACUUGAACCAUGGCAAGCGCUUUUCCUUUCCAGUGCCAGCACCAGUAGCUUCCCUCAGCUGAUACCACCCAGCAUCCGGCACACCAAAAGGCACAGCCCUUCUGAAAGGGAAAAAGUGUGAUGUUUUACAACCCUGAGAACUUUUUUUAAAAAAAAUAAUUCAACAAAACAUGUUUUCUGACCUUUGCGUUAUGUACAGUGUGCUGGGUAGGACUAGGUGAGGGUGAGACACCUCUAAAAUGGGCUUUUUUUGUUAUCAACUGUUGACAGAAGGGUCUGCAACUGCAGCUGCCUCUACAACCACAGGCAGAAAAUUCUGUAUUUCAGACAAGUGGGUACAAUGUUCACCUCUUAAUGAGAAAGGCCUGGGGAAGCUUAAGGGCAUUGAUAUUCUGAUUGAGUAUAAUUAUUGGGAUACUCCCUCUUGUUGGUGCAUAUACUUGACAAAUUCCCAUGGGUGUUUUCUUGUGCCUCUUUCACAAGCAGUGAAAUACUCUGUUGUUAGGCAAACCCUAUAGGCUUCACGUCAUGACAUAGGCUUUCUGCCAAGAGCGUAAAGAAUGCUGCGGCAGUGUUAAAGGCAUAUUUUUCCUUUAAGGCAGUAGCAUAAAGCUGUAUGAAAAUGUUUCAUCCCCACUAUUAAAGAAUUGAGUAAAACCAGUCUAUUUUUUUCCUGGAUCUCAAUGGAUGUGUUCUAUAAUCGUUCCUAAAGGAAUGAGCCUGUUGCCACAGUGAAACCCUUCACUUCAGUAGUUGCAAAGAUGCCGCUCUGACAGAAGUCUGACACCUUCCUGAUUUCAACCCUUGUUUUCCAGGAUAUGGCUCUGCAUCCUUGGCAUGGGUGAACUUGGAAUCAAGAGCAUUUCUCUACUGACUCUGUUGGAAUGGCAGAAGCAUCGCUCGCUCACGGGUGAAGUGCUUGGGGUGUAGUCUUCCUCUUUUACUAAAAACGCUGAAGGGCUUGUGGUGACAGAGCAGUCUCAGCCCGUUUGCUGGUUCAUUUAUUGAUAAAAGGCAACAGUGCCUGUAUAGCCCAGGAGGCCUCUCCGGGGUGGUGGGGAUCAUUGAUUUGCCUCCCCUUGGGUGGAGGAGGCAGGUGGAGCCCCAUUUGCUGAAGGCAUGCUCUCAUGUUCUCACCUAAGGUUUCAAAUGCAGUGGAGCUGAAACAACAGCGUGUUGCCAUCAACACAAAGUCUUUUCUCCGUCCUGCCUUCCCGUUGCUUUUUGCCUGGAUUCUCCCCAUCUGAAAACAGUCACGUACGCUAAUGAGAGGAUGCCAGACCUGCUUUUUUAUCUGAUUUAACAUUUACCACACAUUUUUUGCCAGGUCUACUUGGUUUUGGGUUUUUUUCCUAUUGUGAAUAUGUAUGAUAAGUGAACACUUAC